AUGUUUCCAGUAUUAUUUAGCGUUCGCGAAUCUCCACACUUCAUAUGGGGUCUGUUCCAUGCUACUGAAUCGUUUUCCACUGCAAACAUUGGUUCUUCGCUCACGUUCAUUGGCAGUUUCUUCGACAAAGCCAAACGAUAUUUGCAGAUGGCUCAGCAGAAUGCAGCAGUAUCAAAGGAUAAGUCCGGCAAUAUCGUCUUGAAGAUCUUAGCAAAACCCGGUGCGAAAGUGAGCGCUGUGACA
Messenger RNA from Cylicostephanus goldi, 243 nucleotides. Lineage: Eukaryota; Metazoa; Nematoda; Chromadorea; Rhabditida; Strongylidae. The record is from the annotation of a GenBank genome assembly.